AUGGCCGACGCAGCCUUCUCAGCAACGGGGCUCGAUCCAACCGCCAUCCCAGCCCCUCCCUCUUCUUCACCACCACAACCACAACCACCCCCAACCCCCUUCCAGCACCCCCCACCCUUCCACCUCUCCCUCAACCCAGACCAACCCACCACCAUCCUCCUCCUCCACGGCCUCCUCUCCUCCCACUUCGAAUACGCCCACGUCACGCCCCUCCUCUCCAACUACCACCUCCUCCUCGUCGACCUCCCCGGCCACUCGCGCUCCUUCCACCCCAACACCCCACCCCACCCGCAAAACUACCACAUCCCCGCUCUCGCCGACACCCUGGCCCCCCUCAUCCGCACCCACGCCCACCACGGCCGCGCGCACGUGGUCGGCCUCUCCAUGGGCGGCUUCGUGGCGCUGGACCUCGCGCGGCGGUUCCCCGAGCUGUGCGCCAGCGUGUGGGUGACGGGGGCGGCGCCGCUGGGCGGGUGGCGGGGGUGGUUCGCGGCGCGGCCGUGGUGGGUGGGAAGGAUGAUGGGCGUGGUGGGAGCGCUGCCGGAUGCGGUGUAUGAGUGGCUGGGCGGGCGGCAGGGGAUGAGGGGUCAUCGGGAGCUGAGGGGGGAGGAUGAUGGGAGAAUGGGGCAAGGGGGGAGGUGGUUUGAGGGGGGCGGUGUCGACGCCAUGGCCCGGGCAAUUGCGGUUGAUAUAGCAGCCCCAAACAUUGACCGGGUCGUUGGGGCAAGGAUAGCCGUUGGGUAUGGCCUGGCCCUGCGCUGGCGUGCCGCCGUACCUAUCAGCGCAGACGUUGUGGUCAAGGCAAAUGCACACUCCGUCAUUCCAAAUGCGGGAGCAAGGCCCACCCACGGCGGCGAGGAUGGGUGCUGGCAGGGAGAGGACGGCGAGAGUAGCAGUAAUAGCGCUGAGCUUCAUGAUUACCAACUGUACCGUGUACAGGUUUCACUGCAAAUAGGCAGGUAG
Chaetomium globosum CBS 148.51 is the source of this 963-nucleotide messenger RNA. RefSeq lists its product as uncharacterized. The record is from RefSeq and is a predicted model, not a curated record. NCBI's taxonomy places the organism in Eukaryota, Fungi, Ascomycota, Sordariomycetes, Sordariales, Chaetomiaceae. The transcript is spliced from 2 exons. Bases 1 to 963 code for a protein of 320 amino acids.